Molecule: messenger RNA, 2566 nt
Organism: Danio aesculapii
Lineage: Eukaryota; Metazoa; Chordata; Actinopteri; Cypriniformes; Danionidae
Gene: cngb3.1
Product: cyclic nucleotide gated channel subunit beta 3, tandem duplicate 1
Exons: 18
Biological process (GO): monoatomic cation transmembrane transport
Cellular component (GO): photoreceptor outer segment; intracellular cyclic nucleotide activated cation channel complex; plasma membrane
Molecular function (GO): protein-containing complex binding; intracellularly cAMP-activated cation channel activity; intracellularly cGMP-activated cation channel activity
Source: RefSeq, a predicted model, not a curated record
AUGUUCAGCACCUUAAAAACGAUUUUUUGGCCCAGAGCUGCAGUUGCAGUCGCACAGAGCCCCGGACCACCAGCUUCAACAACAACAACACCUCCGGUAAAGUAAACACUGUUUUCACAGGAGGAAAAGCCAGAGCCAAAAAAAGAUGAAGAAAAGAAAGAAGAGAAAAAAGAAGAGCAAAAGCCCACUGGUGAGUCUUUAAGACGCUCCAUUAGUGGAAACUAACCAGCUCCUGCUCCAGCAUCUGCACCAGCUCCUGCCCCAGCAUCUGCAUCAGCUACAGCUCCAGCAUCUGCACCAACUCCUGCCCCAGCAUCUGCACCAGCUCCUGCUCCAGCAUCUGCACCAGCUCCAGCAUCUGCACCAGCUCCUGCCCCAGCAUCUGCACCAGCUCCAGAUCCUCCUAAACCAGAACCAAAACCAGCAGAUCCAGCCAAUCCCGGAGCAGAAGCUGCUGGUGAAGAUGGAGCCCCUUCACCUCCAACUCCACCAAUCGUCUACUACAGAUACACUGACGACCACCUGCGGGACAUCAUCAAGAAAAUGCGGGAGAGGACAGAGCUUUUUAAAGAGAAAGUUGUCGACCCGUAUGCCUCGUCCCCAGAGCGCACACCACCUGUCACGCCAGUUUACCGAAAGGAAGACUGGAUCAGAAAACAAGAAGAGGAACGAAUAAAACGAGAAGAGGCAGAGCAAAAGAAAAAAGAGGACGAUGCCAAGAGAGCCGCAGCGAAGAAGGAAAAAGAGGAGAAAGAAAAGAAGGAGAAAGAGGAAAAGCUAAAAGCAGAGAAAGAGGCAGCCGAUAAAGAGGCAGCCGAGGCCAUGUUUCCUAAGAUCAAAUGCACAUGUAUAGACACCCUUCUCAAACCAUUCGAAGACAAAAUGGACUCGUAUUUGGGUGCAACUAUCGACCCUUUUACAGAUCGGCGGUAUAUUAAAUGGCUGAGCGUCGUCACAGUUGCGUUUAACUAUAACGUUUGGUUGGCCACGGCACGCUUGUGUUUUCCCUACCACACUCCUGCCGCCAUUCCCUUCUGGAUCUUUUUCGAUUUCCUGGCAGACCUGGUGAACAUCAUCGACAUCACUAUGUUUCAGCCACGGCUUCAGUUUGUGAAAGCAGGAGACAUUAUAAAAGACAGAACACAGACAAAACAGAACUACAGACAAUCUGCCAGAUUCCAGACAGACCUGAUAAGCAUCAUACCGUUUGACUUGCUGUGUUUCCAGUUUGGGUUUACAUCAUUCUUUAGGCUAAACCGAUUUGUGCGGUAUGAAUCAUUUUUUGAGUUCAGUGACCGUCUGGAAAGCAUCAUGGCUAAGGCGUAUAUCUGGAGAGUUGGCCGCACUACUGGAUAUCUGCUCUACUGUCUUCAUAUCAACUCCUGCCUUUAUUAUGUGGCAUCAGAAUAUGAGGGUCUGGGCAGCAGUAGGUGGACAUAUGAUGGAAUGGGAAAUGCAUAUCUGCGCUGUUAUUACUUCGCCACUCGUACCCUGAUCACUAUCGGAGGUCUGCCGGAGCCCCAUACGCUCUUUGAGAUCGUCUUCCAGCUUGUCAACUUCUUCACAGGAGUCUUUGUCUUCUCCAGCCUGAUUGGACAGAUGCGAGAUGUCAUUGGAGCCGCUACGGCAGGUCAGACGUACUUCAGAGCAUCUAUGGAUUCUUGCGUGGCUUAUAUGAACACCUACACCAUUCCCAAACUGGUCCAGAAUAGAGUUCGCACCUGGUAUAACUACACCUGGGACUCCCAAGGCAUGCUGGAUGAAUCCGAGUUAUUAGACAAGAUGCCACUGGUGAUGAGAACAGCCAUCGCUGUGGACAUCAACCUCGCUACUUUCCAGAAGAUUGACCUUUUCAAGGGUUGUGACAACCAAAUGCUUGUGGACAUGUUACUGCGCCUGAAAUCCAUUGUGUACCUGCCUGGGGACUUUGUGUGCAAGAAGGGGGACAUUGGGAGAGAAAUGUACAUCAUAAAGGCUGGAGAAGUGCAGGUCAUCGGUGGACCAGAUAACAAGAUUGUGUUUGUGACUCUGAAAGCAGGCUGUGUGUUCGGGGAGAUCAGUCUUUUACAGUCGGCAAAAGAUGGUGGAAACAGAAGAACAGCAAACGUUGCUGCUCAUGGAUUCGCCAACCUCUUUGUGCUGGAUAAGAAAGAUCUGAAUGACAUCCUGGUCCAUUACCCAGAGUCUCAGAAAGUUCUGGCUAAGAAAGGACGGAAACUGAUGAAGGCCAAAGGCAAAGCUGCUCCUACAAAGGAUGAAGGAGAGAAGAAGAAGGGAUUGGCUUUGUUUGGACCCAAACCUCCCACUCCCAAAAUGUUGCGUGCUUUUGGAGGAUUCGGGAAAGGAGGUUUGCUGGACAAGCUGAAGGCUCAAGCAGCGGAAAAAAAGAAUUGAGAGAUCUAUCUGUCUAUUCAUCUGUCAGUCCAUCCAUCCACCAUUCUGUAAUCCAUCAAUUGCUCUAUCUAUCUAUCUAUCUAUCUAUCUAUCUAUCUAUCUAUCUAUCUAUCUAUCUAUCUAUCUAUCUAUCUAUCUAUCUAUCUAUCUAAUUCAUCCAUCCAGCCAUCAU